GAUAUAACAGUAGAAACAGAAUAAAGAAGAGAAUGUAUACACGUACAACAUGACUCAACUUCUCUAUAUAAGGAGCAACUUUAACUUGGUUAAAAUCAAAGAGGAAGAAAAAAAACUAAGCAAUAAGCUAUAGUCUAAAUAAUAGUUUAUGGCUGGUUAUGGCAAGGGUAUAUACCAAGAUGAUUGGGGGAAGCCAAUUACUACUGUAAGUGACUACCCUGAUCAUGUCCAUCGCCCUGUUAUCAUUGGUGGCGUCGAGGGUUAUGUGGUGAGAGCUCAAAGAAUUGUUGAAGUUCGCCACAGUUAUGAUUCGAGAGGUCUUGUAGACGAGUACAAUGUGCACGACGAAUGGGACAAUCAUAGUCCUAGAAAGGUCCAUGACUUCUUUGAUAAAGUUCAUAGUGAAGCUAGUCGAUCAACUCAUCCCACUCUUUUGAGCUCCCCAAAGUGGAGCACUAAGCCUAGUUGGAGUGAAGAUCAUGACUCUCCAAAGUAUAAUGAGCAUCACGAUUUUAGUGGAAGCCCUCUACGCAAUAAGUUUGACGAAUUGCUCCUUCAAGAUAAUCGAGGAUCAAGUCCAUUUUCGUACAGGAAAGAUGGUUAUGAAAAGCCUAGCUUCACUCAGUCCGCGGAUUCUCCCAAGGCUGGCCAUUUCAAGGACUAUGGAGUCAACAACAAAUGGGAUUCACCACCUAGAUCAAGAGGAAUAAGCCCAUAUAGCAACACCAAUGAUGAUUAUGGCAAGCCAAAAUUCAAUGGAGGUUACAAAACAACUAGUCCUCCACUUAGCCAGGCCACAAAUGAUAUUGGCACUGCUAUGAAGAUCCUUGAGGAAGGUAAUAACACUUUGGCUUCUCCUACUUAUGCACCGCAAUCACAUUUUCCAGCAUCUUACUCAACUCCACAUAGAAAAGAGAGUUAUCCUGAGAGAACUCAAGGUGGAAAGCCUCUGGCUUCACCUCUUUCUACACAACCAUCCUAUUAUCCAGCAUCUAAUCCGACAACUGAAAGGAAAGAAAGUUACCCUGAACCAACAAAAGGAGUGAAGCCUCUGUUUUCCCCUGGCUAUGCACAACCACAUUUGCCAACUUCAAACCCUCAGCCUCAAAGGAAAGAAAGUUACCCUGAAACAGCGCAUGGCGCAAAGCCUCUGUUUUCCCCUGGUUAUACACAACAACCACAUUUACCAACUUCAAACCCACAGCCUCAAAGGAAAGAAAGUUACCCUGAAACAGUGCAUGGCGCAAAGCCUCUGUUUUCCCCUGGUUUUACACAACCACCACAUUUACCAACUUCAACCCUGCAGCCUCAAAGGAAAGAAAGUUACCCGGAAACAGCGCAUGGAGCAAAGCCUCUGUUUUCCCCUGGUUAUGCACAACAACCACAUUUACCAACUUCAAACCCGCAGUCUCAAAGGAAAGAAAGUUACCCUGAAUCAACGCAUGGUGCAAAGCCACUGUUUUCCCCUGGUUAUACACAACAAUCACACUUACCAACUUCAAGUCCAAUGCAUCAAAGAAAAGAAAGUUACCCUGAGACAGCACACGAUGCAAACCCUCAUUUUUCCACUGGUUCUGCACAGCAACCACAUUAUCCAACUUCAAAUCCAACACCUCAAAAUAAAGAAAGUUACCCGAAUAAACCACAAGGUGGAAAGCCUCUGUUUUCCCCUGCUGGUGAGCAACAACCACACGCUCCAACAUCACAUUCAACACCUGAAAUGAAACAAAGCUACCCUGAUCAUGAAACACGAGGUUGGAAACCAUCAUUUACCCCUUUUUCUCCACAAAAGGAACACUACAGUCCCCAAAUGGAAGACCGUUACCCCGACAAAAUCCAGGGCGGUAAGUCUUUUCCAUCUCCAUAUGAGGAACCGCGCUAUGGUUCAAUUGUUUCAUCAAAAGAAACCAUUAAUAGCAGCGAAGCCAAGAAAAGGUAUGCCAACUUAAAACCAGUGUCACCAGCACAUAUGAAAUACAAUGGAACACUUGAUAGCAGAGAGGCUGUGAAAAAGUACAACGGUGCAUUUGUUCCUUAGAGAAAUGCAGGGAUAUUACUUGACUUUUUGAAGAUGGUUUCUGCUGCAACGAUCGAGCACAUCAUAUCUUUUGUUUUCUACUUCGCGAUUGUGGUGAUGUUUUCUUGAGUGUUUGUGUUUGAAUAAAAGCACUGAAAUAUGCUUGUUAUGGUAAGUAGUAAUUGCUAGUCUAGUAGCAGUACAAUUUGCUUUUGUGCUUGUGAUUGCAUAUGAAAUGAGAAAACAGUUGUGUUUAUUAUGUAAA
Nicotiana tabacum (common tobacco) is the source of this 2282-nucleotide messenger RNA. Lineage: Eukaryota; Viridiplantae; Streptophyta; Magnoliopsida; Solanales; Solanaceae. The record is from RefSeq and is a predicted model, not a curated record.